UUCAACGUGACGGAACACCUCGGAGUUUCUGGACAGCAAAGGAAGGUGGGCCUUGGUCCAUCGAGUCGCACACGAAGCCUGCUUUGAAAUCUUGCAACGGGUUCUGCUUCACAUGACAUGAUCCGGUCGCUAGACGCGUUUUGCACUGCCUCUCGGUUAACUGCUCCUAGACACUGUGUCCGUGUGCAUGCUCGACAUCGAGGGGUUUUGUCACUUGGACGGGCUAGUCAUCACGUCAAUAAAGCUUGCAGAUCGACACAACUGUUGCAAAGAAACAAUACCAGCUUCUCGACGUCUAUCACGACUCGGACAUUACAGUUGCAGUUACAGAAGACUCGAUUCGGACAGCAGAUAAGAAACAUGGCAUCUGCGACCACCUUUUUCGAAUUCACGCCGAAGGACAAGAAGGGUAAUGCGUUCCCGCUCUCAGAGCUCAAGGGUGGGGUCGUGCUUGUCGUGAACACGGCCUCGAAAUGCGGGUUCACUCCUCAAUUUGCUGGGCUUGAGAAAUUGUACCAGGACCUGAAGACGACACAUCCAGACUUCACGAUCCUUGGCUUCCCUUGCAACCAAUUCAACGGUCAAGAUCCAGGCUCAAACGACGAGAUCCAGAGUUUCUGUCAGAUAAACUACGGCGUCACUUUCCCCGUCCUCGGAAAGAUAGAUGUCAACGGCGACAAUGCGGACCCCGCGUUUAACUGGCUCAAGAACGAGAAGCCCGGGCUUAUGGGCCUGAAGCGCGUGAAAUGGAACUUUGAAAAGUUCCUAGUCGGUCGGGAUGGCAAGGUCAAGGGGCGGUGGGCCAGUACUACUAAGCCGGAGCAGUUGAAGGACGCAAUCCUAAAGGAGUUGGAAAAAAAGGCAUAAAGGAGGGGCAUUUAGAUCCCACGCUCUGUUUGGCUGGCACUGGCACUAGCAUUGGCACCGGUAUUGGCAUCGGUAUUGGCACCAGGAUAGAUGGAAUGGGUCGGAAUAGUGUGAAAGAAUCUCCUCUUCUUCGGAACACGACUUGGUUCUGUUUACGUUACAUGGGCACCCACCUAGGGAGAUGUACUUCUGUGUCUUGGACAGUGUACUUCCGAACGUGGGCUAAAGGGACUGAGUUCAACAUCUUUGCCCUCGUACUGGUGGAAUAUCAAUAAGACUUAGUCAUCCACGCUCAAUGUCAAGAGACGGCUUGAUAUGAGUUCGCUUACUUCCCUCCCUGACAUCAUAACCCCCAAGAAUCAUGCG
Molecule: messenger RNA, 1233 nt
Organism: Lindgomyces ingoldianus
Lineage: Eukaryota; Fungi; Ascomycota; Dothideomycetes; Pleosporales; Lindgomycetaceae
Product: glutathione peroxidase 1
Exons: 4
Coding region: 361-867 (168 amino acids)
Biological process (GO): response to oxidative stress
Molecular function (GO): glutathione peroxidase activity
Source: RefSeq, a predicted model, not a curated record